AUGCCGAAUCCCGAAUCUUCCCGUCAAUCCAACCGCCAAUCGCACCGCUCCAAAACUCGACCGUCGUCUUCCGCCGUUCGGUCCAAACCUCGGCCCAAAGACAGAGUCCCGCUCACGAAGCUACUCCGAGUAGCGUCAGUGGCCGGCGGGAUUCAGUUCGGAUGGGCUUUGCAGUUAUCUCUUCUAACCCCCUAUGUGCAGCAGCUCGGGAUUCCGCAUGCGUGGGCGAGUAUUAUAUGGUUAUGUGGACCGCUUUCCGGGCUUAUUGUUCAGCCGUUGGUUGGGCAUUUGAGUGAUCGGUGUACGAGUCGAUUUGGAAGGAGGAGACCGUUUAUCUUAGCCGGAGCUAUUUCGAUUGCUUUGUCUGUGCUCAUCAUUGGUCAUGCGGCGGAUUUGGGAUGGAAGUUUGGUGAUACGGAGGAGCAUCGCCGAUCCGCGGUCGCGUUUUUUGUUUUCGGGUUUUGGAUUUUGGAUGUUGCUAAUAAUGUCACUCAAGGUCCUUGUAGAGCUUUGCUCGGUGAUCUAACCGGUAAGGAUCAUCGAAGGACACGAGUUGCAAAUGCUUAUUUUUCCCUAUUUAUGGCUAUUGGUAACAUUCUUGGAUAUGCAACUGGAGCAUACAGUGGUUGGUACAAGGUCUUUCCUUUCACACUUACCCCUGCAUGCAAUAUCAGUUGUGCAAAUCUCAAGUCUGCUUUCUUUCUGGACAUUGGUUUCAUGCUCAUCACCACCUACAUCAGUAUCAUGGCAGCUAAAGAAGUGCCUCUUGGGUCAAGUGGGGCACCCGAUGCCGAAGCAGAAGGGGGAGUCAGGUGGUAG
Vicia faba (fava bean) is the source of this 819-nucleotide messenger RNA. The record is from the annotation of a GenBank genome assembly. NCBI's taxonomy places the organism in Eukaryota, Viridiplantae, Streptophyta, Magnoliopsida, Fabales, Fabaceae.